CUCGUUCCGAGGGCAAUUGUGCACAGUCUGUGGGCAAUAUAUUGGUGGGCACACACGCACCCCUCUGAUCUCCCACGCCCACAGAGAUGGCUGCCAAGAGUAACCACCUCCCCGCCCAUUGCACUUGCAGCAGUCCAGAGGGGGAUAGAGCGCGCAAGGCCACAGGUGCGCGAGGAGGAGGAGGAGGAGGAGGUAGAGGAAGCGAGGCCUGCGCCAGAGGAACUUCCCCCACCUGCUGUCGAGGAGCAAGAGGAGGGUGUGCCCGAGGGAUUGGAGGCACCACCAGAGCCACCGGCCGAGCAGCCCCAAGAUGCUGGGAUGGGCAGAGACCUGGCCAUUCGGGAGGCAGCUCUGGGGGAAGACCCUGGCGGCAGGCGUGGGCCACAACAGAGCCGGCUGCGCCGACCUGUGGUGGAGGCACCACCAGAGCCACCGGCCGAGCAGCCCCAAGAUGCUGGGAUGGGCAGAGACCUGGCCAUUCGGGAGGCAGCUCUGGGGGAAGACCCUGGCGGCAGGCGUGGGCCACAACAGAGCCGGCUGCGCCGACCUGUGGUGGAGGCACCACCAGAGCCACCGGCCGAGCAGCCCCAAGAUGCUGGGAUGGGCAGAGACCUGGCCAUUCGGGAGGCAGCUCUGGGGGAAGACCCUGGCGGCAGGCGUGGGCCACAACAGAGCCGGCUGCGCCGACCUGUGGUGGAGGCACCACCAGAGCCACCGGCCGAGCAGCCCCAAGUUUCUAGCGUUGGCGAGGCUCCACCAACAAGCGCGCCCCAUGAAGGCCCCUCUACCAGCAGUAUGUCAGGGCCACCAGCGAGCAACCCUCAGGGGACGGACAACGUCCUGAACGCCAUUGAGGCACUGGAGGGCCGAAUCAUGAACACCCUGAACAAUGUGCAGAGCAGACUUGACACCGUGGAGCGCCUGCUCCUCUACCAGGGAAGGAAGCACAGGGCGCUUGAGAGGCGUGUUCGGGCACUGGAGCAGCAGUUGUCCGCACAGCAGUCGACUGCAAGGGAGCAGUGAGAUGACGGGGGGUG
Molecule: messenger RNA, 1037 nt
Organism: Eublepharis macularius
Lineage: Eukaryota; Metazoa; Chordata; Lepidosauria; Squamata; Eublepharidae
Product: translation initiation factor IF-2-like
Exons: 6
Coding region: 319-1023 (234 amino acids)
Source: RefSeq, a predicted model, not a curated record